Triticum urartu is the source of this 1201-nucleotide messenger RNA. The record is from RefSeq and is a predicted model, not a curated record. Lineage: Eukaryota; Viridiplantae; Streptophyta; Magnoliopsida; Poales; Poaceae.
CUUUCUGUAUUCUCAUUCAAGUCUUGAAUUACUAAAGAAAUGACUCACUUUUCAGAUAUUUUGGAGAGGCUACUUAAAGAUGGUUUACUUUCGAGGGCAGGCAAGGAUGGUUAUGCUGUUAACAAGAUUACUGAUCCCAAAACACCCUACAUAAAGGAAGAGGUUGCCAUGCACAAUGUUUCACCUACUGAAGGAACCAAGAACAACAGUGGAGAUCUGAUGUAUAUGAAGGCAUUGUACCACGCACUUCCAAUGGAUUAUGUGACUAUAGCUAAGCUUCAGGGCAAGCUUGAUGGCGAAGCCAACCAGAGCACAGUCCGAAAGUUGAUGGACAAAAUGGUGCAAGAUGGAUACAUUAAGAAUUCAGGCAACAGAAGAUUAGGCAAAGCUGUCAUUCACUCUGAAGUCACCAACAGAAAGCUCAUUGAGAUAAAGAAGAUACUGGAAGUUGAUAUCACUGAAGACAUGGCAAUUGAUACCAACGCAAGGCCUGCUGAGUUUGAUCGCAGAGAUCACCAAACGGCUGACCAGGAAAUGAAAGAUGGCUCGACAAACGGCCGCUUCCAGUCAGUUGGAUCCGAUCUUACCCGCACACGGGAGCUACCGGAGCAGCAGCAGACUAACAAGGACCCAAGCAGGACUCCCACAAGCAAUCGCGAGUCGGCCACGUCCCUGGAGAGUGGGGUGCUCGGGCAGAGGAUCAGGAAGUCUCUGGCUGGCAAAGAGUCGAUGUGCACGCCGGACAAGCGGACCAGGAAGGCCAGCAUGGUGAAGGAGCCGAUCCUCCAGCAGGUCAAGCGCCAGAAGUCCUAGUUCAGUGAGGCGGCACGGAAUCGCAAGGAGCCUCAGCGCAACUAACCCCACGUAGGUCAGGCGAAGAAGCAGAAUACCCCUAGUUCAGUACUACUUCAGUUCGUUCAGGUGCUUGAAACUUGUGAAGAUAGCGACAGAGCACCCCUUCCGGCAGAUGUAGAUCCUUGUCCCUAGCCCUAUCCUUGGUAGCAAAACGUAAACGAGAGAGACUUGUGCCCCCCCUGAGACGUGUUGUUUAUGAUGUUUGUUUCACUGGAGACUGCACCGAGGCCACUUUUGCCUGAAUGCUGAAACGUAGCAAUGUUGGUUGCUUCACGCCAUGGUUUGAAUGAUGUAUCUAUUUGAAUCCGUACUGAGCAGCGAUGAUCGGCGCAAGCUUUUUUCUUCU